Molecule: messenger RNA, 1074 nt
Organism: Colletotrichum karsti
Lineage: Eukaryota; Fungi; Ascomycota; Sordariomycetes; Glomerellales; Glomerellaceae
Product: ct20 family protein
Exons: 2
Coding region: 1-1074 (357 amino acids)
Biological process (GO): regulation of transcription by RNA polymerase II
Cellular component (GO): nucleus; NuA4 histone acetyltransferase complex
Source: RefSeq, a predicted model, not a curated record
AUGCCGCCCAAAAAGAAGGCACGAAGCAGCGUCUCGGCUGUCGCGACACCCACACCAGCUCGUGACGACGAUGCCAUGGACGUUGACACUCCGGCAGCCGACACCCCGACUGCACCGCCGCCGGCUUUAAAGCCUUCUUCCGAUGAGUGGCCGAAUAAUCUCUGGACAGACGACCAGUUGUCAUCACUAUUCAAAGGCGUUAUUAGGUGGAAGCCGGCAGGCAUGCACAAGCAUUUUAGAAUGAUUGCAAUCAGCGAACAUCUACGAAAUCACGGCAUUGACCCCGACGACUACCCUCAUACGCGCAUCCCCCACAUCUGGCAGAAGCUUCGCACUUUCUUUGACCUUAAGACGAUCGACCAGCGCGAAGACUUUGACGAUGCUCAGGAGGACGAGAACUAUGACGAUCGUUUCAAGGAGUUCACAUUGCCCCCCGCCGGCUUCUACGAUAUGCAAUUGGAGCGCCUGCUUGCUGAUCCCAGCGAAGCCCCAACAUCCCCACCUUCACUAGAGCUCUCGCCAGCCCCGCCGUCGCCCGGUGGUAGCAACGCUGGAGCAGGCAGGAGGAGGAAGCGCGCAUCGACCGUCACCAAGACCCGUGCCAGCACCGUUGAGGAUACAGAGGACGGCGGUACGGACGUAGCGUCGCCCCCGGCCAGGUCAGCCAGGGUAGCUCGGAGCCAAAAGAGGGCUGCUGGCAAAGCAAAGGCAGCGGAGAAGGCAGAGAAGGCAGAUAAGCCCGUCAGCAAGACUGCUAAGGCGCAGAUCAACGAGUCCUCGUCUGACGAGGAAGAAGAGGAUGCGGAAGAUGAGGAGGGUGCACAGGGGGGGGAGGACGAGGAGGAAGAAGACAAAGACGAGGAAGAAGAGGAGGGCAGCGGCAGCGGCAGCGGCAGCGGAAGCGGAAGCGGAAGCGGAAGUGGAAGUGGGAGUGGUUCUGAUGAAGAAGACGAAGACGAAGAAGAGGAGAGUGCAGAGGAGAGCGGUACCCCGGCACCAAGGUCUACUAGAGGAGCUGCCCGUGGCCGGUCGGCGCGAGCCAGGGGCAGGGGCAGAGGACGAGGUCGCCGGUAA